GUCACGCCCACAGCAUCGCAGCGGUCGACUGAUUUCAGAUUUUGAGGCUGGGCUAGCAUUGCUUGCUCCCAGCGGCCACCAUCGCCAACGCCAGCGCCCCCGCGGCACCCACGCUAUCUGCCCAUCGGCCAUGGCGGAGAACAUCGACCAGAAGAUCCAGGAGGUGUACAAGCACAUCCAGAAGGAGCGCAAGAUCCUCGAGGCGUCCCAGCUCCUGCGCCGCGCUACUCAGAACCAGGAUGUCCUCAGCCGCAACGAGGCUAAGAUCAGGGAGACCGAGCGUUCCCUCUCGUACUUCGAGGAGACCCUGCGCGAGCUUCAGGCGCGCAAGAACGAGCUCGCAAAUGGCAGGGAUCGCUCGCGAUCAGACGGGACGCCUGCACCUCAGGUGCCGCCCAAAGACCCGCGCGGGCGGGGAUCGUCGGACAUGGCGACGGGCCCCGGCGACGGCGCUCCCCGCACCAACUACACCCAGCUGGACCUCAUCAAAGCGGACACACCACUCACGCCCGCCAAGAUCUCCCGUAUGCUGCACCAGCUAGAGUUCAAACUGCAGGUCGAGAUGCAGUACAAGAAGGGCAUCGACAAAAUGGCCAAGCUCUAUCAGGCCGACGGCGAUAAGAAAUCUCGACUAGAUGCGGAGAACAAGAAGGUGGAGAACGAGCGCAAGAUACAGCUGCUUCAGGCUGCGUUGAAACGCUACAAGAACUUGCAUGUCAUAGACGACACUGGGGAGGAUGAUCAAGGUCCGGACGGCGAGCGGAAGGACAACCUGCGACAAAAGCCCUUGUCGGGAACCCUGUACAUUUCCCUUAAGGGCGCUCGCGAACUCGACCAUGCUCCCAUCGUGCGCUCGAGAUCUGCCUCCAAGCAGAUUUCGGAAACUAUCGUCUCCAUGAAAGUGGAGGGAACACAACUGGCCCGCUCUCACCCUUCACGUACCGAUCGCUGGAACGAGGACUUCGAGAUCACUGUUGACAAGGCCAAUGAAGUCGAAGUUGUGGUUUACGAUCAGCAGGUCGGGCAGCCCAUGGUGCCCAUCGGUUUGCUAUGGAUCCGCAUCAGCGAUUUGGUAGAAGCCGUUCGACGACAGAAGGUGCUCAUGGAGAGCGGCCAGGGCGGCUGGGUCACCGCCAACGCCAUGGGCGACGCAUCCGCAGCUCCCGGAAUGUCUCAAACCGACGCACCACUAUUUUCUGCGCAGGGCGGCCAGCCGGGCGCCCCCAUGGGUUUUGGUGCGCCAAGCGCUGACGGAAUCGAGGCGUGGUUUGCCGUGGAGCCCGCAGGCGCCAUCGCCCUUCGCUUGAACUUCGUCAAGGAAAAUGUUCGCAAGCGGCCUUUGGACGCUCCUCUCGGUGGUCUCGGUCGUCAGGGCGCCGUGCGCAAGCGCAAGGGCGAGGUGCACGAGAUGAACGGUCACAAGUUCGUCCAGCGGCAAUUCUACCAGCUCAUGCUGUGCGCGUUCUGCAACGACUUCUUGUUCAAUGCUGCUGGAUAUCAGUGCGAGGAUUGUCGCUACACGUGCCACAAGAAGUGCUACGAGAACGUCGUCACGAAAUGUAUCUCCAAGUCGAACACUGGAGACGACGAGGAGAAAAUCAACCACCGUAUUCCCCACCGCUUCGAACCUCUCACCAACAUCGGCGCCAACUGGUGCUGCCACUGCGGUUACAUGCUCCCCCUUGGCCGCAAGAACGCGCGCAAGUGCUCCGAGUGCGACAUCACCUGCCACGCCAACUGCAUGCACCUCGUCCCCGACUUCUGCGGGAUGUCGAUGGAGACGGCGAACCGGCUGCUGCGCGACAUGCGGCUCAUUAACCAGCAGAAGGGCGCGGCGCGCACGCGGACGCAUGCACCGGUGUCGAGCCAGGACGAGAAGCUGAGCACGUCGAUGGAUAGGAUGCGGCUGAGCCCGACGCAGCCGACGGACCCGUACCGGCAGCAGCAGCAGCCUGAUGCGCGAUAUAGCGGUGGGGCGGCGCCUGGGCAGUACCAGCAGCAGCCCGCUGGUCGGCCACCUCCAGGUCGCGUACCUCCGCCGUCAUACGAGCCGACGCAGGGUCGCCCAUCGUCACAAUACGAGCAGCCAGCCGGUGACCAGUACCAGGCUUACCCUGGCCAGCGCACCCCUACCUCGACAUCUCCUGUGCAGGCCAAGACACCCCUGCCCGCCCAGCAGCAACGCCCAUUUGUGCCUCCAGGCCCGCCACCACCACUGACACAACCUGUCUCGCCGCCGCAGACGCCGAUGGGCGGUCGUCCACUUCCACCAACGGGUCAGCCGCAGCAGCCCGUCCGCCAGGCGACGCGGAAGCGCAAAGUCGGCCUCGACGACUUCAACUUCCUCGCCGUUCUCGGGAAGGGUAACUUCGGCAAGGUCAUGCUGGCGGAGGAGAAGAAGACGAACGGGCUGUACGCUAUCAAGGUGUUGAAGAAGGAGUUCAUCAUCGACAAUGAUGAAGUAGAGAGCACGCGGUCCGAGAAGCGUGUGUUCUUGGCUGCGGCGCGCGAGCGGCAUCCGUUCUUGCUUGGGCUGCACUCGUGUUUCCAGACGGAGACGCGCGUGUACUUCGUCAUGGAGUACGUGAGCGGCGGCGAUCUCAUGUUGCACAUCCAGCGGAAGCAGUUCUCGCUACGGCAAGCCAAGUUCUACGCGUCCGAGGUCUUACUUGCGCUCGAGUACUUCCAUGCAAACGGGAUCAUCUACCGUGACUUGAAGCUCGACAAUAUCUUGCUGACGUUGGACGGACAUGUCAAGGUGGCUGACUACGGUCUGUGCAAAGAGGAGAUGUGGUACGGGCAGACAACGAGCACAUUCUGCGGUACUCCCGAGUUCAUGGCGCCGGAGAUCCUUCUCGAGCAGCGUUACGGCCGCGCCGUGGAUUGGUGGGCCUUUGGUGUUCUCACGUACGAGAUGUUGCUUGGCCAGUCUCCCUUCCGCGGUGACGACGAGGAUGAAAUCUUCGACGCUAUCCUGGAGGACGAGCCGCUUUACCCGAUCACCAUGCCCCGCGACGCCGUCGCGAUUCUGCAGAAGCUGCUCGAGCGCAACCCCGAGCGGCGACUGGGCGCGGGCAAGGAGGACGCGGAGGAGAUCAAGCGGCAGCCGUUCUUCAAGGACGUAAAUUUCGACGACGUGCUGAACAAGCGGAUACCGCCGCCGUACUUCCCGACGAUUAAAGGUAGUGCAGACACGAGCAACUUCGACGAGGAGUUCACGAAGGAGCAGCCGACGCUUACGCCUGUGCACGGCCAGUUGUCGGCGCGGGACCAGCAGGAGUUCGAGGGCUUCAGUUGGGUCGCAACAUGGGCGGACAUCUGAUGAGCGGGUUGAGGAUAUCUGGAUGCAAGACUGCGAGUGGGCCGACAGCGACGAGCAGGGCGACGCCCUUUCAACGAGCCGGCAGGAAGGGUCGCCGCUCGCCUUACGUAUUGACGAACCGAAUGACUUUGUACAUGUCUUUUGUACUAUAACUGUAACGCGCGUGUUACCUCAAGCAUCGCUUGCUGUCCCGCUCUCUAGAGAAAUGCGCGUGAGCUCUCUUGUAUGUGUCACCGUGCGAGGUACAAACAUCCUAGCUGUGGG
Schizophyllum commune H4-8 is the source of this 3586-nucleotide messenger RNA. RefSeq lists its product as uncharacterized. Gene Ontology annotation, biological process: signal transduction; protein phosphorylation; fungal-type cell wall biogenesis. The record is from RefSeq and is a predicted model, not a curated record. Bases 131 to 3322 code for a protein of 1063 amino acids. The transcript has 12 exons. NCBI's taxonomy places the organism in Eukaryota, Fungi, Basidiomycota, Agaricomycetes, Agaricales, Schizophyllaceae. Gene Ontology annotation, molecular function: ATP binding; diacylglycerol-dependent serine/threonine kinase activity.